AUGAGCGCGAGACUACACAACAUGCUUCCCUUCCGACGAUUAUGCCUAGGCCUGGCUCUCUUGAGCUCAGCGCCUUUCACCUCUGCCAUUACGCAAUCAUACUGCUCGAGUGAAAACACCGGGUCGGACUUUAGUGCAGUCACCGACAUCUACCAGUCGAAUGGAGCCUGCUCAGACCAAUGUCGCAGCGAAUACGCCUUCGCAAUUGUCCAGUACCAGCAAUGCUGGUGCUCCAAUUACAUCCCUGCUACACAAGACGACGUGAGCAGUUGCAGUCAAAAUUGCCCUGGGUUUCCAUCAGAAAGCUGCGGAGACGCAGGAUCGGGCCUCUAUGGAUACAUUCAACUGGACAUCGCUCCGUCCGGCACCGCUGGAGCUGUUGUCGUGAGCAGCUCUUCUUCUCGGCAACAACAGCAGUCCUCAUACUCUCCGUCUCCGUCGCCAACUCCAUCGCCCACCAGCCAGGAGCCAGACCCAAGUACUGUGAGUAGCACUGUGGUCCAAACAGUGACCCAGAGUAUCAGCCUGACCAUUCAAACCACGGCUAUACAAACCAUCCAGACCAGCGAAAAGCCUACUCCCCGUCCUUCCCCGAAGCCAAGCACGUCCAGCCAGCAGCAGUCAACACCAUCGGCGACACCAGUGACGAGCACGAUCAAAACUACCAUCGCUGGCCAGGUGGUGACCCAGACUGUUACUUCGACACCCACAGUAGUCGUGGGCAACGCCAAUAGAGACAAGGUCGAGAUCUCUAGACAAGACGGUCUGUCUGGAGGCGCUGUUGCAGGAAUCGUGAUUGGUGUCGUUGCAGGCUUGGCCAUCUUAGCGGUCGCUGCAUUCCUCCUCUGGCGACGGAAAAACAGCGAAGGAGCCGAUGGUGCUGCUGCAACAUCAAGCUCCAAGAAGAAUAUGACCAGGAACGUGAGCGUGCUUAGCAAGGCCGGCUUGCUCUCAAGGGGCGCUCAACCGAGCAUGGGAGAGAGAGAUCAAGAUGAUGCCUACAUGGCCAAUGGCGGCAACAGCGUGCGCCACYCCAUGCUGUUUGGACCGGGCGCUGAAGGCGUCAGUCCUACCAGCCCCCUCGGGAGCAGCCAUGGGGAAAGUUCCAGCAGCAGGAGGCCAAGCAAGCCCAUGGUUUACGAUCAGCGGCUCAACCCUUCGGUCCUGUUUUCCAACAGCGAAGCAAACGGAAGCCGCAUUUCGAUGCAAGAUACUCAGGACUACAGUCGACCACUGGGCAUCGCGAACCCGGACCCGAGACCCAGUUUCGAAUCUCGUAAGAGCAACUAUCGCGCAUAG
Molecule: messenger RNA, 1299 nt
Organism: Ramularia collo-cygni
Lineage: Eukaryota; Fungi; Ascomycota; Dothideomycetes; Mycosphaerellales; Mycosphaerellaceae
Exons: 4
Coding region: 1-1299 (432 amino acids)
Source: RefSeq, a predicted model, not a curated record